UAAGCUGUAAACUGUCCCUUCUCGGUGUGUGUGUUAGGCAGAGUGACUCCCCAUGCACCCGGUACCCUAACAAAGUAACGUCGGGUUUCUAACCUUUCAUUCUGGUUAGAGAGUUUAUUUCCCGGAUUUUGGUGACAAGCUCACGGCCAUGGAGUGUCCUACUGACCCACCGGGGGUCCUAGGGGCAGAGGAGGCAGCGCUGGCCUUCCCCAGCCCCACAGCAGGAGGCUGCCCACUCCAACCCGCUCCUUGCCACCCCUUCCCGCUCCCUCCUGCUCCAGCCCGCUCCUGCUGCCCAGGGCUCUGCCAACCGGGCCGUGUUUCAGGGGGUGAGGUGGGUAGGGAUCCCUGGCAGGGGCCAUCACUGACUCAUAAUUGACCCAUUAUUGACAGCCCUGGCAACCGUAACCAGGGGAUCGGCUAUAUUAGGGGGACCUCAGCAUCUCCAGGUCAGUGCGGCUGCAGCAGUGGCCGAGUGCAUGGUGUGCACCCAGCAUCCCUGCGUGCUCAGCAGCCUUCAUACGAGGGGAGACCCUGCGCCGUGUCCAGGGCCUCCUGUGGAAGAGGGAAGAGUCUUCGAGUGCCUGAGGGCCACGGCCUGCGCCCCAGCCCAGCUGCAGGAUGGAGGCGAGACCCCCCAGCAAACCCAGGCUGGCCUGGGUGGAGGAGGACGAAGCUGGCCCGGCUCCCAGCUCCGGGCUGAAGUGCAAUGAGAUGCGUACAGGUUCAUGCAUCUCAACUGCGGACGUGUCCAGCGAGGAAAAGAACAGCCUGGACACCAUCGAGGCGUCCAUCAGGAGCAGACCAAAGCAAGAAGACCAGAAGCUGAGGUUUCUGGAGUCCGUCUGCACCAUCUGCACCACCAGCAGCAUGCACUCCUUCCUGUGGGGCACGCUGCUGCUCUUCCAGCCUGAGCUGGCUGAGACCCUCGAGGUGCUGCUGCAAGAGGAGCCCGUUGAUCGCCUGGACACCACGGUGCGGCAGCAAGUCAUGCUGACCAUCGCUGCCAUGAGCAGAGCGGGGCUCCUUCUGCAGGAGAAGAACAGCCUCCUGAAAGCCUGCUUCUGCAGCAUCUUCCACCUGCCUCCGCAGGGCAGCCAGGGACCCGAGGCUUGGCUCUACUGCAAGACCCUGUCAGCGAUGGACAGCAUGUUACAGGUGCUGGUGUGCAGUGCCAGCACCCUUGGCAUCCAGGAGCUGCAGAACAUCUUCAAGCUCCUGCUGCCCUUCAUCAGUUCGGGGGUGGCCGUGGUGCAGGAGAGGGCCGUGGCACGGAUUGCCCGGCUGGCCAGCUACUUCAGCACCUACCCCCUGCCACAGUUCUGCUCCUGCUCUAUGAGAGUCCCAGAGCUGCAACGUCAGUGCUGCAAGACUGUGGUGAUGGGGAGGCUGGUGGGGCACCUCACGCUCUGCUGCACCUGCAAGAACACGGGCACCUGCCAUGAGGCUGCAGAAGCUCUCUUUAAGAUGUACUGCUUCACCCUGUGGCACAUAAGUAAGAGAAGCUGUGUGGGGCUGGGUUCCCCUGGGCAUGGGCAGCCAGGGGCCACUCUUCUUGGCAACAGAAAGCCAGAUCCAACCUGCCCGCCCACAGCCAAAAGAGCCGUUUCCCCUCGCCCACACUUGCACUAGCCCUUGGCCUUCCCUGGGCUUUCUGGCCCUGUGUGGGUCCAGGCCUCUGGCCUCUCUUUGCCGGUGACUCUUCAGCCCAGUGCUCUCAGCUGCACCUCCAGCUUUGCACCCUCUCUCUGAGCGCUCUGUUUUUGCUGCUCCCCAGGCAGGUACCCUUGUCUGCUAAAGAGAAGGCAGCAGCAGUGCCAGCAGAGCUGGCAACAGGCGCACACCUGGGAGCUGUUGAAAACCACAGACACAAGACAGAUGUUCUCGGUGAGAAGUGCCUUUGGCUCCUGGCUGGGGCUCAGUGUGACUGAAGGGACACCCGGUGCAUGGGGGUGACGGGGCUCAUGCUGUUCCUGAGCAGGGGCCAGGCAAAGGCCCCAGCGAGCUCGGCUUCCCCGCAGGACCCUGAGCCCCACCACUGGUCUCCUCCCAGCACGGCCUGGCUCUGCGUCCCGCGCUCGCUGCACAGCCAGGAUGCUCUAGGUGACAAGUCC
Molecule: messenger RNA, 2114 nt
Organism: Pezoporus flaviventris
Lineage: Eukaryota; Metazoa; Chordata; Aves; Psittaciformes; Psittacidae
Exons: 9
Coding region: 622-1632 (336 amino acids)
Cellular component (GO): cytoplasm
Source: RefSeq, a predicted model, not a curated record